This is a messenger RNA of Erythranthe guttata (spotted monkey flower), 310 nucleotides long. Its product is annotated as heavy metal-associated isoprenylated plant protein 39. The record is from RefSeq and is a predicted model, not a curated record. Gene Ontology annotation, molecular function: metal ion binding. Lineage: Eukaryota; Viridiplantae; Streptophyta; Magnoliopsida; Lamiales; Phrymaceae.
UAUCUUCUCUCCUGUAAUGGCUCAGAAGGUAGUGAUGAAGGUGUUGACCAUGACAGAUGAGAAGACAAGACAAAAAGCAAUUGAAGCAGCUGCUGAUGUUUUAGGUGUGGAUUCCAUUGCUGCAGAUAUGAAAGAACAGAAGGUGACAGUUGUGGGAGAAAUGGACGCAGUAGCAGUUGUUAAGAAAUUGAAGAAAGUUGGGAAAGUUGACAUUUUGUCUAUUGGCCCUGCUAAGGAAGACAAGAAACCAGAUCAGAAGCCUGCACAAGAUAAGAAAUAAAUCAUUAUUAAUUAAUUCAAGCACACACAC